CUAGGCGUCCUGGAGCAGGAGAGGGGCCGAGAGACCCAGAGUCCGCGAGGCCGCAGAGGCAGGGACAGAGGGGCACUCGGACAGCCCGGGGGCAGCCAGUGGGGAGCUGGCCCAGGAGACCCCCAGGGGCCAGGACAGACAGACGGAGGGUCACAGACCAGCAGACAGAGAGAGGAGACAGGGGAGGGGGUGUCAGAGCCAGAGACCGGCCAGCCAGCCAGAGGGAGAGACAGAGCAAGAAGGAGGGAAAGGGGGAAGGAGAGAAAGCGGAGGGGAGAGGGUCCCAGUGGCAGGAGGAGCGGAGGGAACAGGGCAGCCGCAGAGGGCCGCAGGCAGGAGCCUUUGAAGAAGCAGCCGCAGCGUCCCGUCCCCAGGGCUGGGGUCAGGCCAGGUCGCCGGCCAGGCGGGCGGCCGCCAGCGUCAUGAGCAGCUCUGCGCUCCUGAGAAGGAAUUCUAGCAAACAGGGCCUGGAGAGCCUCCUGAGGCUCGCCACUCAGUGGAGUGUGGAAGAGGAGGAGGAUGGCGCCCGGGGGCGGCGCCAGCAGGAGAGGGGCUGGCAGCUUCCGGCCCAGGAUGAGGACGAAGGAGGCCAGUCCCUGGUGCAGCUGGAGCAGGAGAAGCUCCUCAGCCCGAAGCCCUCGGAGGCCCCUGAACUGGACGAGGAUGAGGGUUUCGGCGACUGGUCCCAGAAGCCAGAGCAGCGGCGGCAGCACUGGGGGGCUGGGGAGACCACGGACGGUGGGGCCCCCCCUCGGGGUGCGAGCCCGGAGGGGGAGCAGGAGGAGGACAGGCCCCUCCAGUACACCUUUGGGAGCCAGGGUGGCGACGAGCUGACCCCAGCUGGGGUCUGUCUGGAGGAGCUGCAUCUGAGCCCCGACUCAGAGCCCCAGGAGGGGCCGGGAACAGAGGACACAGAGCCCAAAGGCCCCGAGGGACCCGUCCAGGGCAGCCCAGGGCUGGCAGAGACCAAGGAGGCAGAUGAACAGCACCAGAGAUGCCAGCAGCGCAGGGCACCCAGCCCCUUGGUCUUGGAGGAGACGGAACCGGGCUCGCCUCCCCUGAGCCCCAGCACCAAACUCAGCGACAGAACCGAGUCCCUGAACCGCUCCAUUCAGAAGAGUAACAGUGUGAAGAAGUCCCAGCCAGCCCUGCCCGUCUCCACGAUUGACGAGAGGCUGGAGCAGUACACCCAGGCCAUCGAGACCUCUGGCCGGACCCCGAAGCUAGCCCGCCAGCCAUCCAUCGAGCUGCCCAGCAUGGCCGUGGCAAGCACCAAGAGCCGCUGGGAGACGGGAGAGGUGCAGGCUCAGUCCUCCGCCAAGUCCCCUUCCUGCAAGGAUAUUGUAGCUGGAGACAUGAGUAAGAGGAGCCUCUGGGAGCAGAAGGGAGGCCCCAAGGCUUCGGCGGCGCUUAAGAGCACCCCGUCUGCGAAGAGGUACAAGUUUGUGGCCACUGGACACGGGAAGUACGAGAAAGUGCUCGUGGACGAGGGCUCGGCGCCCUAGGCCGUCCUUCUUGCUUUCCCAAGACUGCAGCACCCGCCGGCGGCACCUCCUGGCUCCCGACCCACGUGCCCGGGGGAGAGGCCGGCCAGAUGAACGCCCCCCCGCCCCCCACUGGCCCUGCCGAAGAAGCUGCUUCUCAUGGUCUGCCUGGCCCGCGUGCACCCCCGACAUCCGCCACCUCUUGCUCCUGGACCCUCCAACCUCUCCCUCUGACCCCCAGCUCUGCCCCUCACAGUUCCGGGAGGAAAGGAACCCUGGCUGUUGGUUGGCAAAAGGACCACCUCCAGAGAAGCCGCAAGCUCCCAGGGAAGGCGCAGCCGGUGCAGAGAGAGGCCACGUGCCGGGGCCUCCGUGUCAAGAGCCACCAACACCCGCAACGGCACUGGCUCCCCCCAACUCCCCCCCCCACCCCGCCCCGCUUGCAGCCCUCCACUUUGUGCAGUAAACUCCCUCUGGUGUCUCCA
Molecule: messenger RNA, 1969 nt
Organism: Balaenoptera ricei (Rice's whale)
Lineage: Eukaryota; Metazoa; Chordata; Mammalia; Artiodactyla; Balaenopteridae
Gene: LSP1
Product: lymphocyte specific protein 1
Exons: 11
Coding region: 423-1505 (360 amino acids)
Biological process (GO): signal transduction
Molecular function (GO): actin binding
Source: RefSeq, a predicted model, not a curated record